Messenger RNA from Alligator mississippiensis (American alligator), 2668 nucleotides. Its product is annotated as keratin, type II cytoskeletal 5-like. The record is from RefSeq and is a predicted model, not a curated record. Gene Ontology annotation, molecular function: structural constituent of skin epidermis. The coding region runs from base 51 to 1805 and encodes 584 amino acids. Gene Ontology annotation, cellular component: keratin filament. Lineage: Eukaryota; Metazoa; Chordata; Crocodylia; Alligatoridae. The transcript has 9 exons. Gene Ontology annotation, biological process: intermediate filament organization; keratinization.
CCGCAUCCUCACUCCUUCAUUCAUACUCCCAGUCUAGCCGAACAGCCACCAUGUCUCGCCAAUGCAGCAUAACCUACCAGAGUGGGAAAAAGGGCUUUAGCACGGCUUCUGCCAUCAUCCCUAGCGCCUGCCGCACCAGCUUCAGCUCACGCACCGUCUCCCGAUCGGGUGGUUGUGGCGCUGGUGGUGGAUUUGCCGGGUUUGGUGGUGACUGCACCAGCUUCGGCAGCAGAAGCCUCUAUAAUCUAGGUGGCUGCAAGAGAAUCUCCAUUGCUGGAAGCGGUGGUGGCUUCAAUGGAGCUCCAGGGCCCUAUGGUUUUGGAGCUGGUGCCAGCAGUGGAUUUGGUUACGGUGGUGGAGUAGGUGGUGGUUUUGCUGGUGGAGUAGGUAGAGACUUAGGGUUAGGUGGACCUGGGUUCGGAGGUGGCAUGGGUGGUCCUGGCUUCCCUGUCUUCCCACCUGGAGGCAUCCAUGAAGUGACUGUCAACAAGACCCUUCUUCAGCCGCUCCAUCUGGACAUCGACCCCACCAUCCAGAGGGUCCGCGAGGAGGAGAAGGAGCAGAUCCAGACCCUCAACAACAAAUUUGCCUCGUUCAUCGACAAGGUCCGAUUCCUCGAGCAACAAAAUAAGGUGCUGGAAACCAAAUGGACCCUGCUGCAGGAACAGGGACAGAAAACAGUCAGGAACAACAUUGAGCCCCUCUUUGAAGCCUACAUCAAUAACCUCAGGAUGCAGCUCAACGGCCUGGUGGGGGACAGGGGAAGGCUGGAAGGAGAGCUGGACUCCAUGAAAAACCUCGUGGAAGAUUUCAAGAAUAAGUAUGAAGAUGAAAUCAUCAAGCGCAACACAACUGAGAACAAAUUUGUGGUGCUCAAGAAGGAUGUGGAUAGUGCUUUCAUGAACAAGGUGGAACUGCAGGCCAAGGUCGACUCGCUGAUCGAUGAGAUCAACUUCCUGAGAGCCAUAUACGAGGCAGAACUGUCGCAGAUGCAGACACAAAUCACCGACACCUCCGUUGUCCUGUCCAUGGACAACAACCGGGACCUGGACCUGGACGGCAUCAUUGCUGACGUCAAAGCUCAGUACGAGGACAUCGCCAACAGGAGCCGAGUGGAGGCUGAGUCUUGGUACCAGACCAGAUAUGAGGAGCUGCAGGCUACUGCCGGCAGACAUGGGGACGACCUAAGGAACACCAAGCAUGAGAUCUCAGAGAUCAACCGACACAUCCAGAGACUGCGGGCUGACAUCGAUGGUGUGAAAAGACAGUGUGCCAACCUGCAAGCAGCCAUCGCGGAGGCUGAGGAACGUGGUGAGAUGGCCCUCAAGGAUGCCCGGGACAAGCUGGCUCAGCUGGAGGAUGCCCUGCAACAAGCCAAGGCUGACCUGGCCCGCCAGCUGCGGGAGUACCAGGAGCUCAUGAACGUCAAGCUGGCGCUGGACAUCGAGAUUGCCACCUACCGGAAGCUGCUGGAGGGCGAGGAGAGCAGGCUGUGUGGAGAAGGUCCUGGGCCAGUGAAUAUCUCUGUGGUCAGCUCCAGCUGUGGAAGUGGAGGCAGCCUUGGCCUCGGCACUGGAAGUGGUCUGGGCAUUGGAGGUGGUAGCAGUCUUGGCCUGGGCAGUGGAAGUGGUGUGUGCGUUACAGGCGGAAGUGGCCUCAGCGUGGGAGGUGGGCUCAGCAUUGGAGGAAGCGGCUUCAGCUCCAGCAGUGGAAGAGGUUCCUGCGGGUUGAGCGUUGGAGGUGGAAGCAACUCCAGCGUGAAAGUCAUCAAGACCACGUCGACUCAGCGGUGCUACAGAAGCUAAACCUUCUUCUCCACAGAAAAGAUCCUUAUUGUUCCCUGAUGUUAGCACAGUCCUGCCCCACAAAAGGACGACCAUCCUGAAGAAGACGACCAACAUUUUCUAAUCUGGAGGCCUAACCUUAGGGUUUAAGUCCUUUUUCUUGCAGAAUCAUGGACGGGACCUCAGGAGAUCAUCUAGUCCAACCCCCCGCUCAAAGCAGGACCAUCCCAACUACAUCAUCUUGAAUCAAGGACUUCGCUUUCGAACCUCAGCCUCAAAAAUGUUGGUCUAUAUCUGUACGUGUUCAAACCCAACCGUGCCUCUCUCCUUUCUCCCUCUCACCAUCUUUUGUCAUAGAAAUGUGCAUCCUCUAUCCAAUGUGAAGAGAAAGUACGUAUUCCUCCAGCUAGCACUGCCAUCUAAUCCUCAACACCCCCCCAAAAAAAAUUGACAAAAGUAAUAAAGAAACAAGUUAUGAAGGGCUUAUGGAAAGUCAAUGUUAAGUCAAGCACAUUAAAACGCUUUCUCAAGAGCUUUUUGCUGAAACAUUGGGUUUUAAACAAAACAAAGCUUUUCAAGAAAAGUUGAAAGCCAAGUGAUUAAAAAUCAAUCAAUCAAUCAAUCAAUCAAUCAAAACAGAAAUCAAAAUUACUGGUUUUCUAGUGUUAAAACUGAAAUUCAACUGUUCUUCCUUCAGGCAUUUUUUUUUAAUUUCAUCCAUUACUCCAUCUCUUUAUUUGCUGCCUUUCUGGAAUUCAAAUCAUCUGGUCUUACGUUGUAUAAAUAAUGUGCCGUGCUAUUGCUUGUUCCUUGAGUCAUGGGCCAACGUUGUUGAGUACCCCUCAUUUUCCAGUGUUUGUCUAAUAAAAUGCAUGUUCAAUUUA